UAAUAUAUAAUUUUAUUUACCUUUGGACUUCGGAAUCGCAAUAAAUUAUUUUUUGUAGAAGGAAAACUAUUAAAAUGUGCACGUUCUUCACUUCGACAUCGUCAUCGACUCAACAUUAACAUUAGUAGGCCUAUUAGUGUCAUGAGUGAGGUAGGCCUACCGGGCCCAUUUAUUUAUAAUCAUCAUAAUCAUAAUUAUAAUCAUAGUCAUAAUCAUAAGUCAUAAGGCAUGUCCGCCCAUGAUAAAGCCAUACUUAUUAAGACUAAAUAUGUAGAUUAUGUGAAUGUAUAAUAGUAAUAAUAAUAAAUAAUAAUAAUACUGAAUAGCAUAAUAGCAUAGUCAUAGUUAUAGGUAUAGUAUUCUCUAGCAUUUUAAUAGACUAGACCUUUUAUUAUUAUUAUGGUUUGUUUGUAUUAUAUUUAUAUUGUAAAUUUAUGAUGUGAAAAAUUGAAAAUCUGGUCUUAUGGCUUAUGGAUGGUGUCGUUGUUACAGAUACUUAGUUAAAAAUAACACUGACACCGGUGUUAUAGUUAGUUUAACUUUACUCUUUAGUCUACCGGCUACAUCAUUAACUUGAGUCUUGAAGCCUGCCCACUACUAGCUACCAUAUAUUAUGCCUACGGCCUACAGAGCUACUGCGACACAACCUAUAAUAAGACUAAGGACCAUAAUUAUUACUACCCUAUUACUAAUUACUAUUACUAUUUCAAGUAGGCCUAUUGGCCUACCAAGAUUGAUGGUAAGUGGACAGUUCAGUGGAUACAGUGUAGAGUAGGCCUAACACGAGUGAACACUACAUUAAAAAUGCAACAUUCAUUGUUUACAUGUUUACAGUGAGUUUGAGUUAGCUACAGUGGUCUACAGUGAAGCCACAAAUUUUCCUGCUAUCGUACACCUAACUGUCCUAAGUUAUUGGCCUAGGACAUUGCAGCUUGGCCUUGGCCAGAAAUCGGUAUUGACUCCGAAAAACAUGGUUAUCAAAUCAUGGUUCUUUCUUGAAAAGAAAUUUGGCUCUGAUUUGAACAACAUUUUAAUCGUCCUGCUGCUGAUUUUCUUGGCUCUUUGACUAAUGAGUUUGCUGAACACUGGCUUAGGUCUAUUGCCAAUUUAAAAUUUUAAUAAUUUGAGUAUUAGAUUUUCAUCAAAUUAUAUAGCAACAGUGACCCCUAAAUAUUUAUCCAACUUACAGUAAUAUAAACUAUUAUGGCUGUGCCGAGGAAAAGUGGCGCCCGGACGAAGCCUGAAAAUGCUGCCCCUCAUUAAAUGUAGAAAAAUGUAACAUGUGCCCCUGAGGCGGACCAGUAAAAAGAAGAAUUAAUGCCCCUUUUCUUUGUGCCGUGUACAGGAAUUUAUUGUUUAAUUCUCUUGUAAGAGUCUAUAAUAUAAAAUAUAAAGACAAUUUUGGUAACCCUGAUGUUGGUGCCUGGGGCGAGUGCCCCCUCCUCCUCCCCCAACCCCCAGUCUUAGCCCGGUCUAUAAAUUUUAUUACUCAAAGAUAAAGAAGAUAGUUUACAAAAAGUGUUGUCAAGAGGAGUGAAACAUUAUUUAAAAUAUUUUUUUUAAGAUGCUCAUAAAGUUUACAAAUAUGUAAAUGUCAAUGUGCAAAUUAGGUUUCAAGUCUGUCCACAAUUUAAAAUUGUUAAAUCCAACCUUGAAAUUCAAGGUUGGAUAAAAAAAAAUUAAAUUGUGGAUGGAGAUGUAAAAACCUCUAGAUACACCAAUGGAUCACUUUUGUUGAAAUCGAAUGGUUGUUUUAAGUCUUAAUCAUGCUUAAUAUUAUGUUAAAUAGGUAAAAAUUAUAAAAAAAUGUUUUACUUCCAAGUUUUUUUGUGCUUAGAGCAAAGGACUAAAUACUUAUUAAAUAAAUUAAUUUGUCUAAAAUUAACCCAAUUGUCUCACGAUCUCUUUUUGCAUCUAACUGCUCUCAAGUGCAGGGAGCUAUAUAGUUUUUUUGGAACCGAAGUUUUGAUUGAAUAGCAUUGUGAACAUUGUGUGCUACACAUCCUAUGUCAAGGACUUUAUGGCUGAGUGUUUCAUUUAGUUUUCAAUAUAUAUUGUUUUUUCCCCUUCUCUCUGCACCAUCAAAAUUUGCACAAUUUUCUGUAACAGCUGAUGUGAUUACAGUGUUUCCAUAAUAUAUGGGUGAAGUAGAGCAGAUAUUUCUCCAGGUAAAUUUUUAAAUUCAAGGAUUUUUACUUCAAUUCCUGCUGAUGACAAAAUAUAUUGAACAAGUAUAGGAAACAACUUGACAACUUUAUGAUUGGAUGCAUCAAUGAAAACAGACACAACGUUUGCAUUUUCCAGCUCAUAUUUACAGCGCUUCAUUGCAAGAAAUCAACAAGCGUGUCGACAGGAAGCCUUCAUCAGCGAACAAACAACAGUAAAAAGAGUAUUAAAUAAAAAUAGCACUUAGCUGAAAAGUAGUAUCCGAGAGGGGAGCAAAAGAAUUUAGGGCUCCUGUAAGUCAUGUAAGUUUGCCGGUCACAGUCAACCGUAUGAUUAUAUUGAGGGAGUCAGAACAUUUCAGAACAGAAACUCUAGAAAUUGAAUGGUCAGAAAGUAUUUUCUACUUCUAUGUAGACCUUUUGGAAAUUGUAAAAAACUUUCCCAAUAAAGGGCGGUUGGGGAAAGGAGUGCAGCAUGUGUCACCUAGUUAAUUGGUGAUGUCAGUAACAAAAAGCAAAGGGGGGUGGGACAAGUAAUGCUCACUACGACUCCACAUCAAGCAGGAUUAGCUAAAACUAGGUUAACACACAGGCUAUAACACACAGUGUGUAGUAAGCCUAAUCAAGCCUUUGUUUUACAUGCCUUGCAUUUAUACCUGUGUGUCGGCAAGUAGGCCACUUCACAAGGUCAUCUGCAUAGAGUGCCAUCUCCGCCCUUAGCUCAUCUGAUAGGUCAUUAAUAAACUUUAGGAAUAGCGUACAACUCAGUGACGAGCAUUGUGGAAGACCCUCUUCCAGGACACACUUUGUUGAGCUGGCCCCUUCUUCUAAAACACACUGAAGAGGUGGCCACUUCUUCCAGGACACACUUUGAUGAGCUUGACCCUUCUUCCAGAACAAGAACACACUGAAGAGGUGGCCACUUCUUCCAGGACACACUUUGAUGAAGUGGUCCCUUCUUCCAGGAUACACUUUGAUGAGGUAGCCACUUCUUCCAGAACACACUUUGAAGAGGUGACCACUUCUUCCAGGACACAGUUUGAUGAGGUGGCCAAUUCUUCCAGGACACACUUUGAUGAGUUGGCGUUUUUUAGUUUUGUUUGGUUAAUACAAUCAGUAAGAAAGAACUUUAAACAUUUGUACAUCUUGCAAUAAAUCCUUGCAUUGUUUAACUUCCAGAGUUAGCCUUUCUGCCAUAAUCCAUUAUAGGCCUGCUGGAGGUCAACAAAGUUUCCUGCAGUGGUUUUUUUUGUUGUGGAUGCCAAGAAGGAUACUUAGCCUCAGGCAGAAGAGUUGAUCAUCCUUACUGUCAAGUUCUGAAACCAGCUUGGUAUUAAAAUUUAUUGAAAGAGACAUUUGUUUCUAGUUCUAGUCACCAAUAGAGGUAAAAGUUGAUCAUUCUUUCUGCAAGUUUUUCAAUUCAGGAAGUCAGGGAUAUUGGUCUAAAGCUUUUGACAUAAUUUUCAGCCUUUCAUUUUUAAAACAAUGGUGGUAUAAUGGCAUUUUCCAAGAUUUUAAGGAUUUCACUUUUGCCUCAAGAACUGUUUAUGACAUUGAGUAUGGAUUUUUCCACCAUAGGGCCCAAAUUCACAAUCAUGGGGUUAUGGAUUUUAUCUGUGCCUUGGGCUUUUCAAUUUAUAUCUCGGCCUGGUGCUUUUUGAUACAUUAUAAUAUUUCAUAUUGGAAAUUUUAUGUGUUGUGUAAAUCAAGGACAGGUUGGGUUCAAAAAUUAAUUGUUUUAUAUGACAUAAAUUAUACAUUUUGUACCCCAAAAAUUGUGUGUCAUGGUUUUCUCAACAGUUCUCUUAACCACAUAAAGCAUGUCACAACCAUGUUAUAAUGCGGGGACUUUUUUAAUAACAUCUGAAAUAAAUUUUUAUUAUUUAAAAGUAAUUUAAAAUGGAUUCUUAUAGUUAAUGAUGACUUCAGAUAAAAAUGUGGUAGCUGUAUAAUCACUAAUUAGAUAACAUACUUUGUUGAAAAAUAAUUAUAUAUAUAUAACUAAUUCUAUUUUGUGUUCAAGUACCAGUAUUUAAUAUAAUUUGUCUGUGUGUUUCAAUCGUCUUUUUUAUGCUACAAAUAUGACAUAGUUCAUGGAUUUAGUUAAAUAAUGCUUUUUGAAAAACUUUUUUGAUUAAAAGUUAUUCAUUUCAGGGACGUUCCAUGAUGGCAGAGAGAGGAAGGAUGCUCAGAUUAGAAAACCUUCCACCAGAUAUUACUGCAGACAAGCUUAAGAUCAUAUUGUCUAAUACGAGACGUAAAGGUGGUGGUCCUGUCGACCAUAUAGAUUUGAAUAGUGAAGAGCACAGCGCAAUAGUUACUUUUAGAGAUUGUAAAGGUAAUUAGAUAAGUCUUAAUAUUGCUGAAAUACUGCUAGUUGUAAGAAAAAAUAAUUCGUAAAAUCUUUGAGCUUUAAAAAUGAAAUAAUUUGUUAAUCUAACGUGGACUUUUUGAGCUUCUAAAUUAUUUUAUAAUUACAUUAAUAUAACUAUCAAUUAAAGCUCUAAAUAGUCCUAUGAAAUACUGCCCUCUUUAUGCUCUCGUGAAAUGGUGAGCUCAUGAAAAUGAAAACAUGAUAUACAAUUGUGCUAAAGAAAUACCAAUACAAAAAAAAUGACUUAAGAUAAAGUAAAUUUUUUUAAUUUUUUUAUUUGAUUAAGUAAACACAUGAAUUAUGCACAAUAAUGUUCAGAAUGUGUUUCUUUAAGUCAAUGCUUUCUUUAAACUUAAAUAAAACAAUAAAGAAUUUGCAUUUCUUAAUGUUUUUAUUUAAUUUUUCCCUAGCUGUCAAUAUAAUACUUAACAGAGGAAAUUUUAUUGAGAUUCAAGAAUUUGAAGCUAAGAUUUUCUGUGUUGAUGACAUUUCCAAAAGUUUACAGAGAAGUGAGACUGUUCUUAAAAAUAAAAAAACUCCUUCAGUGGCAAUGAGUUUUACAGAAAAAAGCAAUGGUAAAAAUUUGAAUAACCAAGAAAGUUAUAACGCUGAUUGUGGAUCUUCAAACAGGAAAAAUACAUGUCAAAAAUUACAACCUAGAAAUGAUAAGAGAGAAACUCAUUCUUUGAGUGAAUCAGAAUCUUCUGAAAGUUCUGAUGAUAUACAUCCAACUAAAACAAGAAACACAAACAAUAUAAGAGUCCUUGGAGAUCAAGAUGGAAACAAGCCUUUAAACAGACAAAAAUAUGGAUUUAAGAGUGAUGAAUAUAGAAAGCAAAAUAUGAUGAGAAAAGGGCAUAGUGAGGAAGAAAGCAAGAAAUUUGAAAUAGAUGAGAGAGCUGAAUCAUCAAGUGAUUUUGAAUCUUCUGAAAGCUCUGAGGAUAAUUUUAUACCUAAAACAAAAGGCUCAGAAAAAAUGAGUCUUACAGAUAACUAUGAAGACAAGUCUAAAAAACAGAAAGCGCAUUCUCUUGAAAGUCAAGCCACAGAAAGACCAAACAUAAUAUAUAAAAAGCCUCAUUCUAAAGACAGAAGCAAAAUCAUUGCUGCUGAUAAGAAAAAACCUCAAUAUUCUUCCUCUAGUGAUUUUGAAUCCUCUGAGAGUUCAGAAAAUGAGUUUGAAACUAAACCAAAAAACAAAGGAAGAAAUAGUUUAACAGAUCAAGAAGAUGUUAUAUCUUCUAACAGAGGAAAUGGUGAUGGAUCUAAAGGGGCAUCAUCUAUUAAAGGCUCUUCUAAAGAUGAAAGCAGUGGUUUUGUAUCUGAUAAGAAACCCAUCCAAUCUUGUAGUGAAUCAGAAUGCUUUUCUGAAUCUUCAGUCAGUUCUCAUGAUGAUGAUUCUGAUGAUGACGAUCUCAGUUUAGCAGAAAAAGCUGAGAAAACUGUGAAAAUUAAAAUAAUAGAUGCAAAGAAGCAAAAGGACUUUUAUCUCCUUUAUUUAGAAGAUGACGCAAUCAAUGAAGGAGAAUUUUAUGAAAAAAGCAUUUUGCUGGAUGGCUUGAAUAAACAUGUUUUUGUUACUUUUAAAAAUGCCAAAGGUGAGUGAACUUAAACAAUUUUUGAAAAAUUAAAUAAGUUAAAAUAAAAUAUGUCAUUUUUAUUUUCUAUAAUACUGUUAUAUUUAAGGUUAAAAAGUUGAGCUAUAAUCUACUUGCACCAUUAUCUUCAUAUAUAUUUAUAACUAAACUUUUAAUAAUUUCUCUUUUGAAUUAGAUGCCAGGGCAUUUCGCCGUACCAGGCAUAAUGAAGAUAGCAAUAUUACUAAAGUUACCAUUGCAAGUGAGAAUGACUUCAACUGGUACAGCAAUCUUGUUGCUGUCUUUGGAUAUAGCUUUGAAUCCAAAAAAGAUAUAAAUGCAUUUAAAGAUCAGAUCUCCAAUUGUCUUAAACGGGAUGUCCAAGAAAUUAUACAGUAUGAUGAACCAAGGUCUUUGAUUGUAAAAUUCAACCCAAAACACUGUCACCAAGGUACUUUAUAGACAUUGUCAAUUUGAGUAGUUAAGUUUUUAAUCAUCAUUUUUGUCACUAUGAUUAUAACAUGCACAAUGUCUAUGUCAGAUUACCAAGUUACAUUUUCAUCCUUAGAGGGAAAAUCUUCAAAGCACAUGUAAAGAUAAUGAUCUUAAUUGUGGAACUCAAAAUAAUUAUUGAAGUUACAUGUUACAAGUUACAAAUGAGAAUUUUCAGUUAAAUCAAAACUUCCUCAAUAUAAAUUUAAAUUUGACAGGAAAAAUAAUUAUACCAGGUAAAUGUGAUUUGUAUAUCAUGUUAUAGUAAUAUAUUCUGCAUAACAAAAUAGUGAUUGAAUGAAAUUAAAAAUUAUAAAUUUAGAUAAUGAAAUACAUUUAAUUUGCAAAGACUUUUAUUUUAUAUAUGUAACAACCUCUCUCUCUAUUAUAAAUUAUAAUAAAUAUUGACUUGCAAAUAUUUAACAAAUUGUGCCCCUUAAAAAGAUAUACUGCCUCCUUUCACUAGCUGUGUGCAGUUAUUGCCUCAUGGCCCCAAGGAGACUACAUCAUCUAAAAGAUAGGCUUAUGCUCAUUAAUUGGAUAAUGAGGAGCUCUUACAAAUUAUGCUUUUGCCAAACAGGGGAUAAUCUGAAGAGUUUUUAAUGCCAACUUGUCAAAGUAACUGAUCAAAACUGCCAACAAAUAUUUCACAAUAAUUUAUAAAAAUUUACUUUUCAGCAAAAUAUGGAGAUUUGUUAUGGAAAUGUGCUGUGGAAUUUUGUGACAUUCACCUCAUUACAGCACCAGUUGAGAAAAGCAACCAAAUUUUGAUAUCUGGUCUCUCUAAAGGCACUGAUAAUAGCACUGUAGAGCGUUAUUUGUCAAGCAAGAGACAUGGUGGAAGCCGUGGACAGUUGAGUUCCCCUAUUAAAAGAAUCAAUGAUCACCAGGCUAUAGCAACUCUUAAAAGUGUGGAAAGUAAGAUAACGUUGAUUAAAUUAUACAAUUUUGAAAUUUAUAUAAAAUUAUAAUCUUUGUUUCUUGACCUUAACUUCAGUAAAUGUAAUUUUUGAUGGUAUCUGGUUAGUGACAGAGUAUUUCAAUAGUUUGGAUAGUUAUUAUUGAGAUAUCAACGUAGCCCAUUAAUAUGUUUGCUCAAAGGCUUGCAUUGCUCUUUUUUAUGUGCAAUACUGACAUCUACCUUAUUAUUCAAAUCUUUUUUGUUUGAAUAAUUUUUUUUUUCUACUAACUAUGGAAAAGUUAAUACUUAAUGGUUCAUACAAGAGGCUUGCAAUCUUUUUUUCAAAAAGACUACUUAAAUCAUUUAAAAGACAGCAUAAAUGAAAAGAUAUGUAAACGUUUACAUUUUCAAACAUGCAUGGGCUCAAUGAACCCAUUUUACUGUCACAUUUGCUGCAAGUUUUUACACUUUGCUUAUAGGCCUAUAUAUUUUAAUGUUGAUUUUUAAUUGCCAUCCAAUGUAAAAUAGUGUUUUUAUUAUCUUAUUUAUAAAAGUUAAAAUCAAUAAUAAAUAGAUUUUGAAUAUUUUUUUAGUUAGUUGGCGUAUAUGGAAGUUUUCUAAACUGGCCAGUUUUUUAUAUGUGCUUUAAAAAUGUUAAUAUCUUUUUUCUAUCUUCAGCAAUAGAGAGCAUUUUGAAUAAAAAUAAUCAUGAACUUGAGGGGAAAAAACUGAAGAUUGAUUAUUUUCAUUACUGCCUUUCACCAGAAGUUUAUGAAAAACAUUUUGGCUUGGACAGAACAACUAAAAAUUUGCCUAAGAAAACAAGAGCAGAAUAUAAACCCAAAGAUAUAAAGAAGCCUGAAGAUAGAGAGAUUGAUGAAGCCACGGAUCUUCAACAAAAAGGAGACAAAUCCCCCAAAAAAAAGAAAAGCCAUGAGGAAGAACAGAGCUCUAAAACAUUACCGGCAACUAUGAAAAAAAAUGACUUACAGAAAGGAGAAGCUGAAAGAAUGACUUUGAAAGAAGGAGAGAAGAAAAUAGAUGCAGGAAAAGAGAGAAAAAAGCCUAGAAAGGAAAAUAAAGAUACAAUGGCACAAGUUUCAAUGCCCCUGGAAGAGCGUGAAAAAGAAAUUUUGCAAAGUAUCAAUUUUUUGGGGGACUUAAAGAUUGAAACAGAGUUUCAACCUGGACUCUUAAAUCUUAGGGGCACUGAUGAAAAUAUUAAGGUUGCUAAAAACACAAUUUUUAACAAAUGCUACAAAGAUAUUAAAAAGCUCCAAUUCACUGCUAAGAACAUGGAUACCACACACAUAGAACUCCUACAGAUCAGUGGUGUCCAAAGUUACAUCAACAAAAUGUUUAAGAAAAAGCAUUAUCCUGCCUUUUUAGAAUGCAAAGAUGACUUGUUAAUUCUACACUACUUGAAAGAAGCCGAUGAAACCAAACUAAUUGAAGUUGUUAAGAAACAAAUUGAAAGUAAAAAAAUGUCAUUAGGUGAUCAGUUUUCUAUAUUCCAAUCCUUAAAAGGUUGUGAAUUUAUUGCACAAUUAUGUGAGGAUGAAAAAGAAAAAACAAGCACAAUAGCAAGAUUGGAUCAAAGUAAUAAGUCCAUUCACAUUGUGGCACUUCGUAAAUAUAUAUACCAAGCCCAAGUGAUAAUCGAAAGAUUUAUGG
Lymnaea stagnalis (great pond snail) is the source of this 9183-nucleotide messenger RNA. NCBI's taxonomy places the organism in Eukaryota, Metazoa, Mollusca, Gastropoda, Lymnaeidae. The record is from the annotation of a GenBank genome assembly.